Colletotrichum higginsianum IMI 349063 is the source of this 1797-nucleotide messenger RNA. RefSeq names its product Zinc finger protein 2. NCBI's taxonomy places the organism in Eukaryota, Fungi, Ascomycota, Sordariomycetes, Glomerellales, Glomerellaceae. The record is from RefSeq and is a predicted model, not a curated record. The coding region runs from base 1 to 1797 and encodes 598 amino acids. The transcript has a single exon.
AUGGCCCCUCCCGCAGCCUCGUCUGAGGGUACUACUACCCAAUCAGACCUUGGCGACACUGACGACAGUCCAUCAUCCUUCUUAGACCCUUCGACUGACAUGGGCCGACUGGAGCCAAGACAGGAGAUGGUGUUUCUCUCCAACCGCGCGACACUAGAGCCCCGUUCGGCGGCAUUAUCUGGAGGGGGGAUCGCUGGCGUCGUUGUUGGGGUCAUUGUUGCCGUCUUUCUCGCUGUAGUUUGCGCCUACCCCUUCAUCAUCCGGCGUAGACGAGCCAGGAAACAUGGAUUGUCCCAACGUCUCGACACGGAGACGGCCUUCGUCUCCGGACCGAUUGGUCCUCCGGGACAGGCGCCGGCGCCCGGACCCGAGGCCCAUAGUCGUCUGUCAUCGAAAGAUUCGUUAGGCCAUAAGACCGACACCUUGCGAGGCACGGAAAGACAAUCUACCAGGGACACAGCUUUAUCGUCUCAUAAUGGCGUCGAUCGCCCUCCGAGCGAUGAGUUGGCCAACUAUCACCAGCGCGGCUUCACCGGCGACAGCACCCAACCGAGUGUAAUGACAAGACGCGGCACCACCGAGUAUUCCUUCGGACGCGCCCCUACUUGGAAGAGCGAGGCAUCUUAUCCAUGGACGCCUGCUAAUCUUGAGCUGGUUGCCACUCGGGCUGACGGAAUGGACUAUGCUGAUGCCAAUCAUGGCCACAGCGCAACCUACUACAGCCCGACUAUUCCUUCCGAGGCCUUUGGCAUGGUCACACCUCCUCCCACCGAUGAACAUCUGACCAGAGCGCCGCCUCCAGCGCGGUCCAGUUCACAGGGAAGCUCACUGAAGCUGAACCUGACGAAUCUGAUGCGCCGCAUGAGCACCAAGGAUUCCCCUUCUACCCGCCCGAAGGGUCAGUCAAUACAGCCCUCGCAGCCCUCGCAGCCCGUUGUGAGCGAAACACUGUCGGAGUCUCCUAUCGAAGUCACUGGCGGGUCAUUCCGUGGGCCAGUUUCCGCGGCCGUGUCAGCUCGUCAACUAGCCUCGCCUAUCCACCUGCCUGUUAGUCCCAUGUCGGAGCCGGGUGAAGUUGAUCACGCUCAAGAGCUUGAGGCGAAAAGAAGCGCCAAACACACUGAAUCGCCUCCCAUUUUGCCCCCCAUUGUAGCCGCACCGGGAACCGUGAACCCCAUGGAUAUAAUGGCACCGUCAAACCCGACAGAGCAUCACUGGCAUACCAAUCAGCAACUAUAUCAGAUAGCCAAUUCGCCACCCAGACCAACCGCUAUUAUUACCAAGCCGGCCCCAGAACCACCACAGCCGUCGCAAGCUCCUACACCCCAAUCCCCUCCAGAGCAAUUCUCCGAGCAGCAGCAGCAGCAGCCAUUCCCGUCAGAGAAGCAACAGGAGUCGAUUGAAUUACCAGGAUUAUACAAGAACCCACACGCCCAAACGAACGGGUGGAACAGCGCGAAUACUAUUACUCAUGAUCAUCGGAUGGACGACGCUGCUCGCCACGUUGACACUACCCACCUUAUGCCUGGUCACAACCAACACAACCAACACUAUCUCGACGGAGAGAUGACGGAUCCGUCCGAACACUCGCCGCCGAUGCUGGGUCACGCCAGUUCUGGGCCAUCAAAUCAGAGCACUCCAAACACACAAAUCGACAGCAGCCCGUCUCCAAGAUCAGAAGGCAGCUCAGACAUCCGUAACAGCACAUCGCCUUACCCGGGACUGCAACCUUCCCCUCGAACGUUCAUCUGUGACGAAUGCGGCAGAUUCUUUGACCAAGUUCAUAAACUCAAGUAG